Molecule: messenger RNA, 448 nt
Organism: Drosophila rhopaloa
Lineage: Eukaryota; Metazoa; Arthropoda; Insecta; Diptera; Drosophilidae
Product: small integral membrane protein 12-A
Exons: 2
Coding region: 102-368 (88 amino acids)
Source: RefSeq, a predicted model, not a curated record
CCCAUCAGCUGUUUCUGAUUUUGUAAUUCUGCACGCCGCUUAUUUCGUGUUAUUCCUAGUAAAUUGCUUUAAAUCUACCAAAAACAAAGACUGAAAACAAGAUGUGGCCUAUUGUAAUGGCUCUCCUUAAGCGCAAUGCUGUGUUCGUCACAUUACCAAUUGCAGGCGUGGUUGGUUUCAUUGGUUAUAAUCUGGAGAGUUGGCUAUCCGAUAAAUACACCCCAUACAGUCCAUCCAUACAAGAGUUACGCGCCAAACGCUUGACCGAAGAAAGUUUGAACUCGAAUGCCGCCAAUGUGGAGAAAUUACGACUCAGUAGUCCUGUACUUGAACGCAAUCUUUCACCCUCGCUGCAGCCUAAGAACUAGUGGUAUUAGCAACCUUGAGUAGUUAUCUGUAUAGGAAAGUUAUCAAUAAAAAAAAAGAUACGCCAAAAAAAUUACAUGAA